This is a messenger RNA of Purpureocillium lilacinum, 792 nucleotides long. The record is from RefSeq and is a predicted model, not a curated record. Lineage: Eukaryota; Fungi; Ascomycota; Sordariomycetes; Hypocreales; Ophiocordycipitaceae.
AUGCGCUGGCAGGGCGAGGAAAGGGAGAGAGAGACACACACACGCGAGGGAGCUGUUUUUUCUUUCUUGUCGAACAGCCGAGCGGCGGACUCAGAUGCAGACGCGGACGCGGAGGCCGAUGCAGAUGCAGAUGCAGGUGCAGGUUGUAAGAUGGAGAUGCAGAUGCAGCAGCAGCAGACUAAUAAGGGGAGGGUGGCGAAUGCGCAGCAUCAGGAUCAGCAUCGUCAUCAGAAGUGGCACCAUCGCCACAAAGCAGCAGCAGCAGUAGAAGCGCCAGCGCGCAGAGACACCACCACGGACGAAGAUGGGCAUCCGCGGGCGCACGCGCGCGCGGGUCGCCGACGGUAUCCGGCGUGCGUCGUGGUGCGUGUGCGCGCGAAAAGUGAGAGUGUGGUGUUGAAGCGUGUGUGUCUCUCUGGGCGGGAUGAGGCUCAUGGUUGGUGGUGUGGCAUUGGAGACUGGCGGGGUGCAGGGGUGUGUGGUGGGUGGUGGUCACGAGCGCGGGCGGGCGCGUCGGAGGGCGCUGAUGGGCCUGUGGUGUUGUGUGUGUUGUGUGAUGAUGACAGGUUCACCAAGGCAGGCAAGCAGGCAUCUGGAUGGACGGCCGGCGCACGAACCAACGACGCCACCACCACCACCGCCGCCGACCAGGCCCAGCCCAUCGCCUGGAGAAGGGUAAGGGCCCGCGCGCGCGCGCUGAGGCUCGGUGGAUUGCCGAGAAAGUGGCUUGCCGCGGAGACGAGCAACCGAGCGGGUGAUGAUGUUGAUGGUGAUGAUGAUGGGAUGGGGUGA